AUGGCAGAAGAAGAAGCGCCUCCUGAGGUGCAUCAUUACAGCAGCCUUCAAGAGGUCCCAUGGGACAUCCAGAACUACUGGGCACAACGCUAUCAAAUAUUUUCCAAGUAUGACCAAGGUAUCUGGUUGACUGAUGAUGCUUGGUUUGGAGUCACACCCGAGCCUGUUGCCAACAAAAUCGCUGCCCAGAUGGCAGAUUCGGCACCUGCUGGGCGCAUGAUUCUGGUAGAUACGUUCGCUGGCGCAGGUGGGAACACAAUCGCAUUUGCAUUGACCGGCAAAUGGAAGCGCAUCUAUGCCAUUGAGAAGAAUCCUGCCGUGCUCAAGUGCGCAAAGCACAAUGCCAAAAUCUACGGGGUUCAGGACAGGAUCACUUGGUUCGAAGGCGACUGCUUUGAGAUUCUCAAAAAGGAGUUAAAAGACCUGGCACCUUACAGUGUCAUUUUUUCCAGCCCACCCUGGGGAGGCCCAGGAUAUCGCUCAGAUCAAGUGUUUAACAUGAAGACCAUGGAGCCAUACUCACUACAAAGACUGUACGAUGAAUACUCGGUCUUCAGCCAGCACAUGGUUCUCUUCAUCCCCAGGACAUCAAAUUUGAAGCAAAUAGCCAAGCUCAUUCCUGAGGGGAAACAGAAUAUGGUGAUGCACUAUUGUAUGGAGGGGGCAAGUAAGGCACUGUGCAUAUUCUACGGGGACUUUGACCAUACCGACACUCUGGCUCCAUCCAAACCGCCCACCAUGCCUCACGCAACCUCCAAGGCCGGGGAGGCCGAGGCUGACACCGACUUUGACGAUGUGAUGCGCCAGCUGAACAAUUUCGAGAGCAAUGCCAACAUGGACUUCUUGGACCGGGACCUGGACGUCGGGGAGAAAGCGGACGACGCCAUCGACUACGAGGACUUCGAGGAUGAUGACCUGCCAGAGGAAGAGAUGCUGGGAGCACCGGCUCCGGCCCUGCCUGCUGUGGAUGAUGGCGGUCAAGACCCUUUCGCGAACCUGGGCUCAGACGAUGCCGCACUAUUUGGAAACGGGGAUGAUCUUUUCGGCGACCAGGGUGAAGCGGCUCAGCCCCAGGACGACAACCUCGAUGACCUCUUCGGUGAAGGCUCGUUUUCGCCGCCUCCUGCUGGUCAGGAUGACCCUACCAAGGGCCUCUUCGAAGAUGAAGAAAUGCCUUUGACAGAACAACCCGUCGACCUCCCGCUUCUUCCACCGGCGCCUGAGCCACAGCCACAACCCAUACCGGCCGACGAGGAUGACUUCCCAGAUGAUGACAGUAUCAUGUCCGACAGUAUGAACCCCAAUGAACUUCGCGCAUGGAAACUCCAACAGGCUCUUUUCGCAAUGUCCGGCCCAGAAAACCCACCGGCGCCACCAGAGAACCACGAAGAACUACUGCACUCUCUGUUCCCUCAGUUUGACCGCAAUACUCUUCCACGUUGGUUGGAAUUGAUCCCGCACAAAAGGGCCAUAUUCUUUGGAAAACAACCCACCAAACCGCCCAAGCCCGUUCUUCCCACAAAGGUCAACAUCGAACUUGCGCCUGAUCAAGAGCGAACGUUCAGAACCGGCCAGCCCCUCAAGCGUGGCUUGGAUCACGAAUCGCUCGGCAUCGUAAUGAUCUCGCAAUCACCUCGCGAGGACGAGGAGGCGGACACAAACGAGGAUACCGAAUUGGGAGAUGGUGAUCUGGAUGACGACGAAACACUUCCUGGUGGCUUCACUAUGCAAGAUCUUCGUACCAUUUGCGUGAACUGGGACGUCAAAGAUGAUCUUUCCGUUACGGAUAUCGAUGAACAGCCCCAAUCGCAGAACAAGGACGGGCUUGCUGUUGACGAUGAUGAAGAUUGGCUCAUGGAAGCUGAGGCUCCCAAUAAAAAGCGGAAGACCGGACCAACCCCCAUGGAUGUCAUUGCGUUGUCACAUAUCGAUAUCCCGCUAUUGGAUGACCCUGAACAAGCAACGAUGAAGAUUGCUAAAAGAGUCACCAUCGAUCUCAACGACCCCAACAUUCUUGUGGAUGAAUCAAGAGCAGAUGCCAUCGCCAACAAGCCCAAACACGCCGCUCCUCGUACCAGGGACGAAGUGGACCUGAACCUGACCCGUCGUCUCACCCAGCGAUACAACAUCUCGAACGAUCAAGCAUACGACAUGCUCAAGCAGAACCACCAGAACAAGAUUCGUAGCACUCUUGGCAACGUGACACUCGAGCACGCUCUUCCAGCUCUACGUCUUCAGUGGCCUUACUACAAGACCGAGUUAGGCAAGUCCGAAGCGAGAUCUUUCCACCGACCCACCAUGUCAUUCCGCCCCGGACAAACUUCGUGGUUCAAGAAUCCUCUUCAUGUCAAGCGCAAGCAACUACGCGGACGGGACGCCAAGAGUGUCUAUGACUCUACUCAAUCCCUGUCGAUGGGAGACAACUCCCAUGUCUUGCUAGUGGAAUACUCGGAAGAGGUUCCCAUGACACUAGCAAACUUCGGAAUGUGCAACCGUUUCAUCAAUUACUACAGGCGCAAGAACAUUGACGAUCCUACUCGCCCAAGAGCAGAGAUUGGUGAAACAGCGGUUCUCCUGCCCCAAGACAAGAGUCCCUAUUCAAUUUUCGGCCACGUUGAUCCUGGCGAGAUCUCCCCGGCGAUAUCCAACUCCAUGUACCGGGCACCGCUGUAUCCUCACCAAAACAAGAGCACAGACUUCCUCGUGGUCCGCAGCACUACCGGUGUUGGCGGCAGUACUUAUUACCUGCGCAACAUCGAGAACUUCUUCGUUGCUGGACAGCAAUUCCCCUCUGUUGAUAUUCCUGGACCACAUUCACGCAAGGUGACUACUGUUGCAAAGAAUCGCAUGAAGAUGUUGGUAUACCGUUUGUUGAAGAAGAGUCCGGACGAACGACUUGCAAUCAGUGAUGUUACAGCCCAUAUCCCCAACACCACAGAUAUGCAAAACCGACAGAAAGUCAAAGAUUUCCUACAGCACGACAAAGACACUAAAUACUGGAAGCCGCUGGACCCGACCCUUCCAGACCAGGAUACCAUCCGGUCUUGGGUUCAGCCCGAGGAUGUUUGUCUUCUCGAGUCCAUGCAAGUUGGCCAGCAACACCUCCAUGACACUGGAUAUGGCAAUGACGCCGAGACUGGUGGUGACAACGAUGAAGAUGAAGAAUUCGAGAGCUUUGAACAGCAAAUGGCCCCCUGGAAAGCAACUCGCAAUUUCCUGCUGGCAUCCCAAGGAAAAGCUAUGCUGAAACUCCAUGGCGAAGGAGACCCCACUGGCCGCGGCGAGGGUUACAAUUUCAUCAAGACAAGCAUGAAGGGUGGAUUCAAGGCUAUUGGUGAAAGUGUUGAGGAUAAACUCGACGCACAGCGACUGAAAGAGCUCGGCGGCCACAGCUACAACGUUGCCCGACAGCAAAAGUCCUACGAAACCUCCAUUCGCCGUAUCUGGGAUGCCCAAAAGGAAAGCUUGUCCUCUACCAUCGAGCACUCAGACCAGGAGAGCGACAUAGACCAAGAAGACGAUUACCAAGAACAAUUCAACAAGCCGACGCCACGUUCCGAAGCCCCCACGCCAGGCCCAUACCGUCGCGAUGACGAGACAACCAGUCAAUUCAGUAAGAUGAGUUUCAACAGCCAGCGCGGCAAAGUAUUGCGCAUCACCCGCCAAGUCAAGCUCGACAAUGGCGAAAUCGUGGAAAAAGAACAGCUGGUCUGGGAUCCCCGUGUCAUCAGACAAUACAUCCAACAUCGACACACCCACGAAGCCAUGCACACAAAACUGGAAUCACUCCAGCCAACCGGCGACGCCGAAGUCGACGCCCGCAACAGAAAACUCAUCGAGGCCGAACUCAGUCGUCUCAACCGCAACAAGGAGCGCCGCUUUGCCCGAGAGAAGCAGAAGGGUAUUCCUCGUGCCGGCGAUCCAGAUGGCAAGCCUGCCGGUACUCAGCGCAAAUGUGCCAACUGUGGCCAAGUGGGACAUAUCAAGACCAACAAGAAGCUUUGUCCUUUGCUGAACGGCACUAUGAAACCCGAGGAUCGUGUCACGGACUCGGCGUUCUCUAUGAGCGCCCCAGUUCUGUGA
This is a messenger RNA of Penicillium olsonii, 4083 nucleotides long. The record is from the annotation of a GenBank genome assembly. Lineage: Eukaryota; Fungi; Ascomycota; Eurotiomycetes; Eurotiales; Aspergillaceae.